Molecule: messenger RNA, 3266 nt
Organism: Lotus japonicus
Lineage: Eukaryota; Viridiplantae; Streptophyta; Magnoliopsida; Fabales; Fabaceae
Product: protein BLISTER
Exons: 13
Coding region: 321-2678 (785 amino acids)
Biological process (GO): regulation of growth
Source: RefSeq, a predicted model, not a curated record
CAGAGAGCCAAAAAAUUAUAAAAAUAAAAAUAAAAAAUAAAAAACCCCUCUCUCAAGAACAACCAACAAAGAGAGAAGAGAGAUACAUACCAAAUCUAUCUCUCUCCGAUCAGAUCGGGUUCCCUCUGUCUCAAUCCCAACAAUUUCGAUACUCUCAACGUUUCAAUUUUCAAUUUCAAUUCCCAAUUCACGUCAUCUCUCAAAAUUCCUUUUGAUUUUCAUUCGGAUUUGUUGCGAUUUGCGAUGGUGAUGAUUCGUGCCUUCAGAUUUUGAAUUUGCAGAUUUUGCUUCCUUUCUAGAUCGUUGUUUGUGGUUGUCCAAUGGCGUCGGCUCAGGUGCUGCCCAACUCCUCCGCCGCCGCCGCCGCUCCUUCGCGGAAGAAAGAGCAUCUGGAAGCUGGCAAACGACGGCUGGAGGAGUUUCGUAAAAAGAAAGCUGCAGAGCGGGCCAAAAAGCCUCCAUCCUCCAGCAGUGUUCACAAUUCUAAUGCUAGUACGAAUACAAAACAACCUUCUGAAGUUGAAAAUGUACGAGUUAAUGAGUCAGAUGGAGUUACCACAUCUGGUGGCAUUGGAGGAGCUGUUAUUGACACAUUAACACCGGGGAUAAAUAAUGAGAAGAAUCUCAGUUUGUUUCGCCAAAGUAGUGAUCAAGGGUCUUUGGCUGAUAGAACAAGUCCCACAAUGAAUGUUCUUAAUACAUCUUCUAUUAGUGUGGUGAAGGCACAUUCAGAUAUUGAUGAAGCUAGUAGAUAUAAUGCUCCUGCUUUUACUGCAUCUGCAGAUUUUAGUCAAAACAAUGAGUCAAAUAAAGUGAAUGAUAUAUAUGGUAUUCAUGCCGGUGGUCUUGGUGGAAUUCCACACGGGACAACAAACGACCAAAGCAUUCUUUUACACUCACAAGAAAGUCAAGAGUCUGAUAGCAAUACUAGUCAAUCUAGUCGUUAUGGGAUUAAUGAAAACCAGUCAUACAAGAGUAACAGUUCUGUGAAGGAUUAUGCUGUUAGUGAUCAUGGCUCUUCUCCUUAUUUUCCUUCGAAGAUGUUACCCCAGAAUCCUAUUGAUACAGUACUGCAAACCGAGCCAACAAAUUCUAGCACUUCAGAUAGUGGCUACCCACAUGGUUCACUUUCCGGAGGCUUUGGUGAUUUUUUCAAUUCUAAGUUUAGAGAGACCAUUACUAGCUCUGAUAGCAAUUUGCCUAGUCUUCAUGCUGCAACUAUUCCAAAACUUGAUUCCCUAGGUUAUGAAGCAAGGAAUUCCACUAACCAUACACCAACACAUUCAGCGUCAAUGGAAUCUAGCUCUAGGAGGUCACGCCCAUCUUUCCUUGAUUCUCUAAAUGUCACUAAACCUUCAUCAGGGUCUCCAUUUCCUCAACCGUUGCAAGAUUCCUCUAUGUACAAUAAUUUAGAAUCAAGAAGCAAUUACCUACCAGGAUCUAAUUAUUUCCAUAAGCCAUCUGAAGAGACUAAAAUUGUGGGACAUCUCUCAGAUUUGACAACUUCAAGUCCAUUUGAGCACUUGACAGACCCUUCAGUUCUUAAUAGUAACAGUCAAGACACAUUAAUGACAAAUGCUAGGGAAAAUGGCAUGGAGAAGAAGCAUGACUAUUACUCACCUUCACAAAAUGAAGACUUUGCUGCUUUAGAACAGCAUAUUGAAGACCUAACACAAGAAAAGUUUUCUUUGCAACGUGCUCUUGAGGCUUCUCGAGCGUUAGCGGAGUCUCUAGCUACUGAGAAUUCAUCUUUGACUGAUAAUUAUAAUCAACAGAGAAGUGUCGUCAAUCAAUUAAAAGCAGACAUGGAGGUGUUGCAGGAAGAUAUCAAAACACACCUGGAUCAGUUUGAGUCUAUCAGGAGCGAAUAUGCUAAUGCGCAACUAGAGUGUAAUGCAGCCGAUGAGCGUGCUAAGUUAUUGGCAUCUGAAGUUAUUGGUUUAGAGGAGAAGGCACUCAGAUUACGAUCUAGUGAGCUAAAGCUUGAGAAGCAGUUGGAAAAUGCACAAGCAGAACUUUCUUCAUACAGAAAGAAAAUGUCUACCCUAGACAAAGAGCGCCGUGAUUUGCAGUCAACUAUUGAUGCUCUUCAAGAGGAAAAGAAGGUGUUGCUGUCUAAGCUGCGAAAGGCUUCAGGAAUCGGAAAGUCUAUUGAGAGUCAAACAAGUAAAAGGGAUGUUUCUACAUCUACAGAGGAUAUAGCAAGUGAAGAUCCUGCUUUAAACACUUCAGGCUCAGGAAUCAAUGAUAAUGCUGAACCCUCUAGCUCCUUGGUGGCUGAAACUCGACACUCAUCUUUUGGAGUUUCUCCCGUGAAUAUUCCUCAUGAUCAGAUGAGAAUGAUUGAAAACAUUAAUGCACUAAUAUCUGAGCUGGCAUCGGAGAAAGAAGAAUUGGUGAAAGCCUUGGCAUCUGAAUCAUCUGAGUGUUCGAGGAUGAAGGAGAUAAACAGGGAGUUGUCCCGAAAACUUGAGGUUCAGACACAAAGAUUAGAGCUCUUGACUGCUCAAAACAUGGUUACUGAAAAUAUUUCAGCAAAAGAACCAGAUUCUCGUGUUAUGUAUGAAAAUACCCCAUAUGCAGAUGAGGGUGACGAGGUGGUGGAAAGGGUGUUGGGUUGGAUUAUGAAGCUGUUUCCUGGUGGGCCUUCAAAACGAAGAACCAGCAAGCUUCUAUGAUUGGAUUGCAUUGAUAUGUAAUUGUUUUAAUCUAAGUGUAGACAGUUAUUGGAAUGGAUUAUGAAGCUGUUUCCCAGUUUGCCACCAAGGUAAAGAACCAGCACAUGUCAACCCAGAUCCAUGCGUAACAAGUCUACAGUCUACGGAGUUGCCUUUUGUUCUUUACCUCCUCGACACAGUGGAGGCCGUGAUCUGUAUAUUUUGAGUGAAUUAUACACAAAUUCUUGAAAAGAGAGGAUCUUCUUUUGAGAGCUGCUCAUUGAUUGGUGAAUCCUGCUGCAAUUAUUUUUGAAGAUCGCAAUAAAAUCUGUUCUGCAGUUUUUAUCUGUUGAUUGAAUUCCAAAUUUUGUGCCGAUAGUAGUUGGAUAAUGGAUAUGAAGGAGACUGUACCAAGGAGACUCGUGAGAGAGACGGGACCAAGAAAAGCAUGAGGAUGUGGGAAUACUUGUUAAAUGUAUAUGCAAGGUACAAGUGCAAUCAUGAAAUAUAUAUUUUAUUGUGUUUUUCAGGCUCUACAUACACCACUUAUGAACAUUAGAUUCCCCAAGUUAGCAGCAUAAUGCAACUAAAUUUACCAGUUAUUUGAAA